Strigops habroptila (Kakapo) is the source of this 2597-nucleotide messenger RNA. RefSeq names its product grainyhead like transcription factor 3 (gene GRHL3). Gene Ontology annotation, biological process: regulation of transcription by RNA polymerase II. Gene Ontology annotation, molecular function: DNA-binding transcription activator activity, RNA polymerase II-specific; RNA polymerase II cis-regulatory region sequence-specific DNA binding. Gene Ontology annotation, cellular component: nucleus. The transcript is spliced from 16 exons. The coding region runs from base 1 to 1881 and encodes 626 amino acids. Lineage: Eukaryota; Metazoa; Chordata; Aves; Psittaciformes; Psittacidae. The record is from RefSeq and is a predicted model, not a curated record.
AUGGUCCAUUCCUCACAUUUGAACACGUCGCUGGGUUCAGAUACUUCCCCAACACCAGCCAUGUUCACAGCAGAGGCACGGAAUUGGUACAGUUUUAGAUCUGUGCGUCUGAUGAAGAAUGACACCAUGAACUUCCAGAAAUUCCCCUACACCAAUGAAGAUGAAGCCUGGAAAACUUACCUGGAGAACCCCUUGACUGCAGCCACCAAAGCUAUGAUGAGGGUGAAUGGGGAUGAUGACAGCGUGGCUGCUCUGAGCUUCCUCUAUGACUACUACAUGGUCCCAAAAGAGAAGAGGAUUCUUCCAUCUGGUAUGAUGGGACGCAAUGAACUAGGAAAGAGGCACUGCCACGGAAUGGAGUAUGACCCAGAGAUCGCAUCCUUUGAUGGCUCAGCCCAUCUAAUGAAGCUCUUGUCUGAAAAUGUUUCCAUGACCCAAGAAUAUUGUGAGCCACAGAAGAAGAAUGGCCCAAGUCUUGAAGGCGUCCCUACUCCUCACAAGCCAGCCAUGAUUCCACCAGGCACUAGCAAGCUGGAUGUCACCCCAGACAACUACUUGGUCCCUCCAGGGGAUGUAUACGACAACAGCUCACUGAACUCCCUCUUCGAGACCAUCCCCAUAACCCCAGCACAGCAGAGGUGGCAGCCAGACAGCACUUUCAAAGAGGAUCCCCAGGAGUCGUUACUCUUCAGUGAUAUCCUCAAACCCCAGCCAGAGCACCCCUUCCCCGAGAGCUACGCUACGGACGGUGUUAAAAGUGACUUUGAAUACACUCUGGGGUCACCCAAAGCCAUUCACAUCAAAUCCGGGGACUCUCCCAUGGCCUACCUCAACAAAGGACAGUUCUACCCCAUCACGCUCCGGACAGCUGGAGACAGCAAAUGUUUACACUUGUCCUCAAAUAAAGUGAAGAGUGUGGUGAUGAUUGUUUUUGACAACGAAAAGAUCCCGACGGAGCAGCUCAAGUUCUGGAAGCAUUGGCAUUCCCGCCAGCCCACGGCCAAGCAGAGGGUCAUCGACGUUGCUGACUGUAAAGAAAACUUCAACACCGUGCAGAACAUUGAGGAGUUAGCCUACAAUGCACUGUCCUUCGUGUGGAACAUCCACGAGGAAGCAAAGGUAUUUAUUGGGGUGAAUUGCCUGAGCACUGACUUCUCCUCCCAGAAGGGAGUGAAAGGUGUCCCUCUCAACCUCCAGAUAGACACUUAUGACUAUGGCAAUGGAACCAGCCAGCUGGUGCACCGCGCCGUCUGCCAGAUAAAGAUAUUCUGCGAUAAGGGAGCAGAGAGGAAAAUGCGGGAUGAUGAAAGGAAACAGUUCAGAAGGAAAGGAAAAUGCCUGGACUCCAAUAACAACGGUCUCAAAGGCUGUUUGCUCUCCGGCUUCAGAGGGAAUGAGAUCACGUUCCUGAGGCCAGAGACUGACCUCGAAACCCAACCAGUCCUGUUCAUCCCCAACGUCCAUUUCUCAAACCCGCAGAGGUGCGGCACGGUGCUCCCUCCUGCUGCUCCCAACUCCACAAACAGGCUGCCCCUGAAGCGGAGCGGUGCCUCGUUCACGGAGGAGUUUGACCCAGUUCCUCCAAAGCAAACCAAGGAAGAAGAUCCUCAGAGAGUCUUGUUGUACGUGCGGAGGGAGUCAGAGGAGGUGUUUGAUGCUCUCAUGUUGAAGACACCAGAUCUCCAGGGCCUCAGAACAGCUAUUUCAGAAAAAUAUGGGCUUCCUGAAGAAAGCAUUUAUAAAGUCUACAAAAAAUGCAAAAGAGGGAUCUUAGUGAACAUGGACAAUAACAUCAUCCAGCACUACAGCAACCACAUGGCCUUUCUCCUGGACAUGGUGGAAGCAGAGAACAAGUUCCAGGUCAUCCUCAAGGAGCUCUGAAGAGCCACAGGCAGCACUUCUGGGACUUCUCUCAAAACCGGCAAGUUUGACCCAACAGAACCUGCCCAGUGCCUCGACUUGGGGCCUCUACUUGAACCGCUGCCUCUGGGAGGGCAGCGGCUGCUUGGGAGCUGUUACCCUGUGAACACGGAACUUCGCUCUGUCGAGUUGUUUAUUAUUAUUAUUAUUUUUUAUUCUAUUUUAUUUUAUUCCCUUCUGGCGACGGGCCUGACCCAUUCCACAGCGGGACAGGGACUGGCACCGAGGUGGCUGCCAGAGCCCAGGACUGCCUCUGCUCGCUGUCAGCCUUGCCCUGUGCCCGAUCCACCCCGAGGCUUUGGCUUUCUCCCAAAGCACCGGCACCUCGGAGCGCUCCCAGUGGGGUGCAGCCCGGCUCCAGGCUCCUCUGGCCACGCUCAGAGGCUUUGCAGAUGCACCGUUGAAUGGACACUGCCUGUGCCCGUGCCCCCGGCCAGGCCUCCGACUGUAAAUACCACCAAGGCCUCCACAGCCCCUGUUCGUACAUUUCUGACCUACGGCUCCUUUUGUAUUUGAGACAUGUAUAAAUACCUUGUUUUGUACUGGACGGAACGGUGACACAGAGCAUUUCAAACACGGGCUGCUUCACAUUGCUCCGUGAACUCCUUUUGUAACUGUGUUGUUGGUUUUGUUGUUUUGGAUAUUCCGUAGUAAUAAAAGUUCAUAGAUGGAAGGUU